UUCUCGUUCUCUCGUGCUCUCCAUAGCCCACCCUGAACUCGCUUGCGUCGAGUCAACUCAAGGAGUGUCGGGCGCUCUGCGAGAAUAGCGCAGCUCUUGGCUUGCGCGCACUCGGCUUGUUUGGCUGUGCCGAACGUACCAAGGAGAAGAUGUCUGCGCCGUCAGCAUCCGCAGGAUGCCCGUUCGUGCGGGUGCUAUACCUGCACUUCGUGCUGCUGCUCGCGUUCUUCACAUCGUGCGAAGCAACAGCCACGACCAAGGGCGGCUGCCCUGUUUCUCGCUUGCAAGCGGCAUUCCAGGCGCCUUUUAACUCUCUGUCGUUGGCCCUGCACGGGCAGCAAGCGACCAUGAGCAGUCUAUCCUCACGCGAUAGGUCGAGCAGUCCACCUAUCGCCGCCGGCAACAUUGGAGCCCCUCGGUGGGUCUCCGACGGGGUGAGGUCCCGCGUCGUCCGCUCUCGCACGGUCGACGUGAAGCCGUUAGGGAUGUCGGCGGUGGAGACAAAGCCAGGCAACAAGCGGGCGGCGGAGGGAGAACCGGAGGAAGCCAAGGAGACCAAGGCCCAAAAGAAGGCGAGGAGGAUUGCUGCAUCCUCCACCCCGCUCAGCGUCCACGUUGUCGGCCUGUCGCACCACAACGCCGGCGUCGACGUCCGCGAGAGGCUUGCUGUGCCCGAGGCGGAGUGGAACCUAGCAUCCGCUAAGCUGUGCAGCUACGAGAACAUCCAGGAGGCCGCGGUGCUGUCGACGUGCAACCGGUUCGAGGUGUACAUCGCCGCCACUGACGCCCACGCGGCCAUCCGAGACGUGAUGACACACCUGCAGGAGUACUCGGGCCUCUCCCAGUCGGAGCUACGGCAAAACCUGUUCAUGCUCUCCAGGGAGGACGCGGUGUGGCAUCUGCUAAGGGUUAGCGCUGGCUUGGACUCGCUUGUGGUGGGAGAGGGGCAGAUAUUGUCGCAGGUCCGGCAAUGCUACCUUCACGGCACGGAGAAGGAUGGGUCGGCAGGGAAAGUGGUGGCGAGGAUGCUGAACACAGCCGUUUCGGCUGGGAAGCGAGCUCGGGCGGAGACGAGCAUCAGCAAGGGCGCGGUGUCCAUUUCCUCCGCCGCUGCCGAGUUCAGCAAGAUGCGCGCCGAGAAGGACCUUGGCAAGAAGCUCGUUGGCUCCUCGGUGGCCAUCAUCGGCGCCGGCAAGAUGACCCGGCUGCUGCUCGUCCACUUGGGCUCUCUCGGCAUCAAGAAGGUCAUCCUUGUCAACCGGUCCAUGCCCAAGUGCACGGAGCUCAUGAAGGAGUUCCCCGACAUGGAGAUGGAUGUACGGCUAGGGGCAGAGGACCCCACGGAGCUGGAACGGGCUAUCGGCGAGGCGGACAUCAUCUUCACGUCGACGAGUGCUACCGGGUGCAUUGUCGGGAAAGAGCAGUUGGAGAGGCUGGAAGCGGGCAAGGAACGCCCGGUGAUGUUUGUCGACAUCUCGGUGCCGAGAAACGUGGAGGCUGACUGCUCUGAUGUCCCCGGGGUGUUCGCGUACGACGUCGACGACCUGAAGAUGGUGGUGGCGAGAAAUACCGCGCUGCGACGCCGGGAGAUGCUGGAGGCAGAGGACAUCCUGGCGGAGGAGCACAACAAGUUUAGCGGGUGGCAGCAGAGCCUGUCGGCGACCCCUGCCAUCUCCAAGAUGCAGGAGAAGUUUGAGGGCAUGCGCGCGCAGGAGAUGCGAAAGGCCGGCAACAAGCUCCAAAAUCUGUCCGACAAGGAGCUGCAAGUGGUGGAGAAACUCUCUCAGGGCAUCGUCAACAAGAUGUUGCACGGGCCCAUGUCGGUCCUCCGCCAGCCGGGCGGGCCUGACGAGAAGAAGCAGACCCUCGAGAUUCUCAAGGACAUGUUCAAGCUCGAGAAGCUUUGAGCUUGUUGGUUCGCUAUUAUCGGUUAUGCGGGAGAAGGGGGAAUGCAGCUCGUGGAUUUUUUUAGAUAGGUGUAGAGAUUCCACGUGACAUGACAUGAGCACAAGUGCUCGUUCGGGAUAGUACUCCUUUCAUGGGGAAGUUGUACCGCAGGUUCCUUGCGCAUAGCUCCAGCAAAGAGAAAAUAUUAGACUAGCGGGGGUGCCUCGAUCCCCGUGUGCGUGAUAACUUUGAAGUUUUGAGCGAAUGUAUGAUUGUGGUAUGUUUUUGUUGCUGUCUUGUUUAAAAUAUAUCACAGCCGUGCUUGUAUGUAGACCAGAGAGCGCGGGCAGUCUUGAAACAACACGAGAAAAGAAGUUGCGACUUUUUGGCGCAUUUUUUGACUCCCUGGUUUGUCGAAGCGAAUGGAGGUCCAAAGCGUCGAAGGCGUUUACCCUCUUUGCGCUAACGAUCACGUCCUGUUUUUGUGCUCGUUACCGCGCUGUGUUGAUGCCGUUGCUGGUGGCACAUCACGACGUUGGCCAGGUAGGAGUAAUGCCCGUACAAGCAGCUACUGCCGUGGUACAUGGAGCGAGGAAAAGAGAGACACGGAGCAGGAUCAAACAACAAGUUCGUCUAGGUGCAUUCUUACCGAUAAACAAUGUCAAAAAGUGUCAUGUACACAUUAUGAGUACCGUACCACGUGAAUCGCCAUCAUCAUUGGUGGCGUGCGCGAUCGUUUGUGUUGUGUUACUUGCACGCCUUAGGCCAACAUCUACAUCGUUUCUAAGUUGGUUCUGUCUGAAACGCAUUGCGUUGGGGCAUCCGUAGACAGACGUGGUACACAGAAUUUCUGACAUCUAUCUAUGGUGACUUCACUGUCGUCGCUGAGUAACUUGACUUGUCAAGACCCUGGGACCCUAGCACAUGAAGCAGGACCGGAGCGCAUUUUUCGCACAUUUGGCUUUGUUUUUCUUCCCUUUGAAACCUCCAUCCUCUUUGAAAUGGAUUUGAGCCACCGCCGCGGGUCAGGUUGGAGAUCACGACAAGAACGGUUGGUUUUGUCUGUCGCGCAGUUGGUGCCUAUAGAGGAUGCCACACCCGACGAGGGAUGAAGCAGCUAGUAUAUUCCAGGAAAAUUCUCUCGCUGCGUCACCUCAAGUGGCGGGGUGAAGUUGAUCUCGAUUACCGUAGAGGCAGAGAGGUGUCAAAAGCUCGAUUGCUCCACAUCACAACG
Messenger RNA from Ectocarpus sp. CCAP 1310/34, 3121 nucleotides. The record is from the annotation of a GenBank genome assembly. Lineage: Eukaryota; Phaeophyceae; Ectocarpales; Ectocarpaceae.